ACACACACACGCGCACACACACCGGUGCCGGGCUCGGGAGCACACGCUCACGCUCGUUCCGCGCGUCAACCGCUCGUGUUUAGAAGGAGACCCCCCCACAGCUCGUGUCAAAUAAAUCUCCGACGCGCACCCAGUGGACGGGAUUGCACAGUUUAUUUCCCGGCUGACGUGGAGGCAGCAGGCUGGACUCCCUGCGUGUCUGUGGCACCGCUCCGUGUCUGCGCGCGCCGGGGAGGAGAAGAGGACCUGCCGGGACUUUAACGCCACCUUAAAAAAAAAAAACAUUUUGUACCUCCACUCUCUUCACUAAAGCACCUAAAGAUGAGUGGAGUGACCCCUCCGCCGGCUCCGUGUCAUUCCUCGGGAGAAGCUCGCCCCCCCGCCGCCCGUCCUCAGAAAUAAACCGGCGCGCGCUCCAACAGCUCGGAUCUACUCGAACAUGUCUUGACGUGGAUGUGAAGCUGCUGAGAUGAUGACAGAUUAUCGGGAGGAUGGCAUGGACCUGGGGAGUGAUGCAUCCAGCCGCUCCUGCUCAGAGUCCAACUCCAACAAGGUUACGCCAUGCUCACCGUCUCUUGACCUGGCCACCUUGGAGGACUACAAAUCCUCCCCCUCCCCAGAUCUGGCCACUUUAGAUGACUACGAGGAGGACGAGGACUACCAAGAGUACAAGAAGAAGGUGAUAGAGGAGUGGGAGAGCGAGUACGGCGAGGACUACGCCUCUCCGCAGCCUUCUUCUGGUCCAGACGAGAGCAGCGACGGAGGCGUGAGUGUAACCAGCCCCGACGAAGGCUACAGGAAAGCGGUGAACGGACGCAGCCUCGCGGAAGAAUUCCAGGAUGUGAAGACCGUCCCACCCCUGCCGGCCCCCGGAGGACGCACCGCCACCUCCACCGCUGCAAUCCCGAAUGAACUGAAACAGAACGGGAAUCUGAUUUUUCCCAGGAACAACCAGGUUCACACUUCUGGCUCACCAGUGGGAGGCACAGAGACUCCUAAAGCCACCCACCCCAGCUCCGGUCAGGGCUGGGGGAGCCGCAGCAGUGGCUCUGGUGGCGGUGGAGAAGGAGAUGGUGGAGGAGGAGGAAGUGGGGAGACUGAUGGCUUGAUGUGUGGGUACAAAGAGGAGAGGGCAGAAGAAGAGCCUCUACCCACCAUGGACUGGGCAGCUCUGGAGAGGCACCUGGCUGGUCUGCAGUGCAGGGAGCAGGAGAACCAAAACCUGAACCACAACCAGAACCACAACAUGGGCAAGACCAACUACACCUCCGCCCAGAAAAAUGAGCGGGAGUCCAUCAGGCAGAAGCUGGCCCUGGGCAGUUUCUUCGACGAUGGCCCGGGCAUCUACACGAGCUGCAGCAAGAGCGGCAAACCCAGCCUGUCCUCACGGCUGCAGAGCGGCAUGAACCUGCAGAUCUGCUUCGUCAACGACAGCGGCAGCGACAAGGACAGCGAUGCGGACGACAGCAAGACGGAGACCAGCCUGGACACGCCUCUGUCCCCCAUGUCUAAGCAGAGCUCCUCCUACUCGGACCGGGACACCACGGAGGACGACUCGGAGUCUCUGGAGGACAUGGACUUCUUGAGUCGGCAGAAGAAGCUGCAGGCCGAGGCCAAGCUGGCCCUGGCCAUGGCCAAGCCCAUGGCCAAGAUGCAGGUGGAGGUGGAGAAACAGAAUCGCAAAAAGUCACCUGUGGCCGACCUGCUUCCACACAUGCCUCACAUCAGCGAGUGUCUAAUGAAACGAAGUCUGAAACCCACCGACCUGAGAGACAUGACGCUGGGGCAGCUGCAGGUUAUAGUAAAUGACCUGCACUCCCAGAUUGAGAGUCUGAACGAGGAGCUCGUGCAGUUGCUACUGAUCCGGGAUGAACUCCACAUGGAGCAAGACGCCAUGCUGGUGGACAUCGAGGACCUGACCAGACAUGCAGAGAGCCAGCAGAAACAUUUGGCUGAGAAGACCCUGUCCAAAUAAGAUACCCAUCCCUGCUCCACCCCGCCAAGCUUCACCCUCCUGCUACAAGAUGAACUUUACCCCCCACACCCCCACUCCGAACCAUCUCACCUCUGUGUCGAUCCGAAACCUUCCCGCUUGCCCCGAGUAUUUUCGCUCCCCGCUGCGCCUCCUGUUCCCCGCUCUUCCCCCUCCUGUCAGCCCACAGACUUCACUGGUAGCAACAGCACAGAAGGAAGACAUUCCCUCCGAUCUGCUUCCGCCAGCGCCGAGGAUGGAGCAGCACUUCCUGCUAUCUGGGAGAAGAGGAAACCGAUCGUGUGUUGCCAUAGAUUCUGUCCCCAGCUUCCUGUGCAGUAAUAGGCCUUGCUUUGCAACUGUUUCUUUUUAACUUUCUACAUUUGCCACUAAAUUAUAACUGUUCAAAUACAAAAAAAAAAUAAUAAUAAUGUGAGAAAAAAUUGCUACAAGAAUAGUAGAAAGUCAGUCGUAAGAAGAAACAAAAAGAAACAGUGUAUGGAGACAAAAAAAAACUAUUUAACACUUAACUUCUUUGGAUUAUUUUAGCUGGAUGGUAAUUUCAAAGUCUCUCAAAGUUUGAACCGUUUUAAUUCUGCACAAAUGGUAGUUUUCAACUGAGAAACGUUCCUUUUCGAAGGUGCUAAAAGAGUGUAAAAGGAAACAUGCCUGCCUUGUAGUGGAGUUGUAGAGUUUGGUAAUAUGUUCACUCUUCAACAUUUUGUGAAUGUUGAUUUUUCUGACACGAGUCAUUUUAAAUGAAUAAGUGUGUUAAUAUCAUUUUCAUGCUACUGUAUUCAGAUGCUUUAUUUGAGGGGAGAAACGUUUAUGUACAGAUGUGUAAAAUAAAGGAAAAAACUUUGUUUCAUA
This is a messenger RNA of Nematolebias whitei (Rio pearlfish), 2842 nucleotides long. It is a transcript of the gene schip1, whose product is annotated as schwannomin interacting protein 1. Gene Ontology annotation, cellular component: cell junction; plasma membrane. The transcript has 8 exons. The record is from RefSeq and is a predicted model, not a curated record. The coding region runs from base 470 to 1975 and encodes 501 amino acids. Gene Ontology annotation, biological process: positive regulation of hippo signaling. NCBI's taxonomy places the organism in Eukaryota, Metazoa, Chordata, Actinopteri, Cyprinodontiformes, Rivulidae.